This is a messenger RNA of Macrosiphum euphorbiae (potato aphid), 2250 nucleotides long. The record is from the annotation of a GenBank genome assembly. NCBI's taxonomy places the organism in Eukaryota, Metazoa, Arthropoda, Insecta, Hemiptera, Aphididae.
AUGUGGACAACAAUGAAAACAUAUUACAUACAAGAAGAAGAAGAUAUUGGUGAAAUAUUAUUGAAAAAAGUGAAUGAAUUUAACAACGUUUUUGAGUUGAAUAAGAAAAAUAUUCUGAAAUCUAACAAGAAAACUAUACCUGGUAUGGAUUUAAUUUUGCUCAAUGCGAACCUAACUUCAUUAAAAAUUAAAAAAAAUAACUCUUCAAAAUCCCUAUUAAGAAAAAACAGUAAAAUGUAUUAUAUAAGUUGUAUAAACAUCAAAAACAAAAAGGGUGAAUGUUUCAGUUCGUUAAUAGAUAAUUUAUCUGAAAAUGAUAGAAUAGUUAUAAUUAACGGAGUUGUACUCAAACAGUUUAUUAUGUGCAAUUCUAACAAAUUAACUGUUUUAGUUCGAUCACAAGACAACUCUUCAGUUAUCUUAUUUAAAAGUAAAAGUCAUGUCAUCAUCAAAUUGUUAGAAAAACCAACUUCAGCAUCUAGAAAUAAUCUUUCCUCAUUAACUGGUUCUGGUGUUUAUUCGAUAUAUGGAUUUGUAAAAAAAAUCACAAGAUAUUAUGAUGAAGAGUUAAUAUCAAUAAGAUUGCAAAGUUAUGAUAAAUCAAGCAUAAAAACUCUCAAAUAUUUUCAUUUUAAUAGUGGAUAUCAAAAUAUUAUAAAUAAUAAAACAGCAUCUGGUUUGAAACAUGAUUUUCUUUCAAACAAAGUUGAUAUUUUAGUUAAAACCCCAACUAAAGAUUUUACGUCGUUGUCACUUAAUCAACGAAUAUGUUUGAGCAAUGUAACAGUGGAAAAUAUAAACGAUUCAGACAUAUUUUUAUUGCAUAUGGACGGAAAUGGUCAUAAUAUAAUAGCUCUUUCAAUGGAAUCUAUUAAAACUGUAAGACCUUUACAACCUGAAAUUCAGCCUAAAUUCAAAAAAUUAUCUGAUGAUGUCCAAUUGGUUUUGAAUGAUAAUUUUCGGGAGUUAACUACAAAUAUUACUGCAUUGGAGAAACCUAUUAAUGUUCAACAAAGUAAACAAAAAAAAAUAAAAUGCAUGAAUUUAUCUGAUGAUGAUGAUGACAUUGUUAAUUUAUCACCGUGUCGAGACUUUUCAACAUCUACACAGAUUAUUAAAAAGGACAAUGAUGUUCAUAACAAUGCACGUAAAUUUGGCAAAAAUAAAGUUAAUGCUAUUGAUGAUAAUUCAUUACCUAUUAAACAUUUAAGAUCAGAUGACAAAGUCCAAAAAUAUAAUGACAACUCAUCACUUCCUCCAUCAAAUAAAGAUACCUCUUUGCCUAAAAGUAAAAUAUGUUCUCAAAGAGAUAUUUCACCAAGCACAUCUUAUGAUGGAUCAUGUUCACCUAGUUUCUUUAUGAGUCAACCAGAAUCAUUAAUAUCGAACCGAGAUGACAAUGUCCAAAAAUAUAAUAACAAGUCAUCACUUACUCCAUCAAAUAAAGAUGCCUCUUUGCAUAAACGUAAAAUAUGUUCUCAAAGAGAUAUUUCACCAAGCUCAUCUUCUAAUGGAUCAUGUUCGCCUAGUUUCUUUAUGAGUCAACCAGAAUCGUUAAUAUUGAACCGAGAUGACAAGGUCCAAAAACAUAAUAACAAGUCAUCACUUACUCCAUCAAAUAAAGAUGCCUCUUUGCAUAAACGUAAAAUAUGUUUUCAAAGAGAUAUUUCACCAAGCUCAUCUUCUGAUAGCUCAUGUUCAUCUAAUUUCAUGAACAGUCAACCAGAAUCAUUAAUAUUAAACCAUAAUAGUUUUAAAUCUAAUAUUGUAAGCCAACCUACCCAGUGUAUAGGUCCUUGUAGACUUAUUCAUACUGUACCAAACAUAUUUGAUAGUAGUGAAAUUGUAAGUGGAUUCUGCACGACAUGCAACGCAUUUGUUCAAAAACGUUACCUCAAAUUGACACCUCAAUCUUCAAAUAUGGUGUACAAGUGUCCUAAAUGUUCUACCAUUGUACAUCUUACAUUUUUUUUCAUUAUGAAUUUUAUUUACGGAAAAAAUGAAUCGCAAGCUAUAGAAGUAUGCUGUUAUGAUAAAAAGGCUGAAAGUGUUGUCAGGAAAAUUUCGAAGAUGAAAAUAACACUUGAUGAUUAUUUAUCAAACCAAAAUAUUGAACAACUAGUUAUAAGUUCCAUGAAAUCACUUAUAAAUAAUAGAACAAAAGUAAACAUAAUUGUUUGUCUUUCACCAGAGGAUAACAAAAACAUACUUCUAGGAAUAGAUACAAAAUAUGUUGUUACAACACAAUAA